Caenorhabditis bovis is the source of this 1710-nucleotide messenger RNA. The record is from the annotation of a GenBank genome assembly. Lineage: Eukaryota; Metazoa; Nematoda; Chromadorea; Rhabditida; Rhabditidae.
AUGGACCCAGAUGCCGAGUUUAAUUUGCUCACCACGCUUUAUCAGAGUGUGGUGCAUGAUAUGAAGCACACCUAUCCGGGAUGGGAGCAAUUGAGCCAGAAGGCCGUCAAGCUCGGCGCGCAGCUCAAAGCGACCGCGCAAUGUCUCGCCGCGUUUGUGGAAGCGAUGCAGGCGGUUUGCGAUCACGCCAACAACUUGAAAGGAGCGUCGCGCGACGUUGGCGCCUGUGUCACUCGUGUGUGCAUCAAACAACGCGCCAUCGAGAAUCGCAUGAGAUCGUGGGCGGAGGCGUUGUGCGACGAGUUCGCGGUCAGCUUACAACAAAGAUGUAAUUAUUGGAAGUCGCGGUGCGGCGAACUCGAUAAAAUUGGAUCGAAGCAUGUUAAAAAGGUGCGCUCAAGAAAACAGCGUCCGGAUAUAACGGCGAUGUCGGAGCAACGAGAGAUUUGCUCGAGGGUGCUCACCGAGCAACGAACGCAAUUCUCGUUUUUCAUCGGAACACUGAUGCCGGUGCUGAACGCGCAAAUGAGUAUGCUUGACGAGGGCGCGCAUUUGCGGCAAGUCGUUGAGAAUCUCGACAGCACCGUGAAGCACGUCGACACCGAUCAACUCGUCAACUCGAUCGUCACCGAUGUGGCGCAGGGCCCCGACUCGGCGUGGAAGCAGUGUCUCGCGCAAGCCGGCCAAAAAUGGAGGAGCGCCGACGAGCAGAGCUCGUGCGCGGGAAGCGUUCGCGAUUUGUCGACGCGAGCGACGACGCCGGCGAGCAAUUUCUCGUCGGAAGACGGAAUGAGCACACUGACGGCGCGACGUAGUAACGGUGAGAUGAUCGGUCGAAAGCCGCCGCUUCAACGACGCAAUAGCGAGAAGAGCAUCGGGCAGUUUUCUAUGUCGUCGCCGAACACCGACGGCUCGUCGACGUACUUGAAUCUCGUCGGCAACGCGAGCUCAAACACGAUCACCGAGCAGUCGUAUCACGCGAAUGCAAGUCGCGUCAACUCGAACGCGAGCAACGGUCAUCCGACGGGACCGCCGCCGGCGUAUCAACAUGUGAUCACGCAGAGGCAAGUCGGAAUGCAGAGGCCGUCGAAUUUUGGAUGCGAUUUCAAUAUGUCGGCAUAUGCGAUGAAUACGUCGACGUCGAUGGGCGGUACGCCAAUUUGCCAACAACCUGGCUCGUCGUGUGGUUCCGAGUCGGCGUCGUCGAGCGCGUUGCUCAUCGCCGAGGCCUGCAAAGAGAUCGACCAAUUGGGAAGCGAUUUGGAGAAUUAUUGCGCGAUGAGCGCGUCCGACACGGCGACGCGAUAUUUUGUGAGCUCACCGCCAAAGAAUGGCGUGACGCGAAGGGGGUCGCACGUCGACGAGGCAACGUACUACGAUCCAAUGAAGCGCGUUUCGAUGGGACCGCCGACGGGUGUUGUCGGUGGUGCGCAGAACCCGACGAAUGGAGGGGUUCGAAUGAGGACAACUUCUGCUUCGAGACCACCUCCGCCGGCGCGUCGUUCGUCUCAAAUCACGGCGGCGACACCGACGGCGCCGUCGGUUGCUGAGCAGCGAAUGAACGGCGGCUCCAUAAUGGGCAGUCGACAAUCGUUGGAUUCGGCUGGAAUCUAUGACCAACAAUACAUGAUUUAUAACCAGAAUAUGUCGUCGUUUGGCCGAAACUCGACGACAUCAAAUCCGCCGGCGGCGGCGAAAUUCCGCAUUUGA